This is a messenger RNA of Fusarium pseudograminearum CS3096, 1602 nucleotides long. RefSeq lists its product as uncharacterized. Bases 1 to 1602 code for a protein of 533 amino acids. The transcript has 2 exons. The record is from RefSeq and is a predicted model, not a curated record. Lineage: Eukaryota; Fungi; Ascomycota; Sordariomycetes; Hypocreales; Nectriaceae.
AUGUCCAUUGUCCAACCCAUCAUUAGAGACGAACCAUUCAUUCAAGAUGAUGACGACUGGGACUCGGUCCACCACGUCGAAUGGGAAAUUGAUGCCAACUUCUACACAGGCAAUAACACGAGACCCAGAACGCCCCUCAACAAAGCAACAGCAGACCAUCAAAUAAUCAUCGCCCGCGCCGCAGCGCUCAUAAUCCGCGCAUCUCUUAACAAUAUUCCGAUGGAUAUCCCGGACUUUGACCCUACCUCACUUACAGGUCCCAGAAAGAAGUUAUACCAAUGGAUGAGCGCCUACAACGCUUCUCAGGCCGGCAAAUUGGUGUUGAGCGAUGUUACAAUGACUGCCAUGAUCGAAAUUCUUUCUUCCUUAACACAAGUAGGUCUCGAGGGAGAGAUACUUGCUAGGAUUGGUCCUAAUCUUGGAGGUAUCUUCCAAGGAACUGUUGAUCCCAUUGAGUUGUUGGUCGAAGACGAAAAGCUCCAUCACAUGCUGAAUGGUAUGGAGCUGGUGCAGAAGAUGAAGGCUCACCUUGGAGAGUAUCUAUCUUAUUUCUCGACUAAGAAACCUGUUCAACAUGUCCUCGAAGUUGGAGCGAGCACGAGCAACAUGACUGACACUCUCUUCAGUGCCUUUUCUGUCGAGAAGGGUAUAUCCUACAGCAUCACAGACCGAUCUCUUCCUGUACUGCAGCAAACAAAAGCGUCACUGAAGGGUUCGUUUAAGCUCAAAGCUUUCGACGUCAACCAGGAUCCCCUUGACCAAGGAUUCAGCCCAGAGUCUUUCGACGUGGUCAUUGUCAACAACAUUCUCUAUACAGCGAAUUCUUUGGCUGAGGCUCUGAAGAACCUGAGAAAACUCACCGUUCCUGGCGGUGUCCUUGUCCUUGUCGGACUUUCAGAUAUCUCGCCAGCCUAUAAUCUCAUAUUGGGUGUAAAUGAGAAUAUAUGGUCUGAGGCGCGAUUCGAGCCACUUGAAUAUCCUUCUGUGGACGAGUGGAACAAAGUUUUGCAAAGCAACAACUUCAGCACACUCGAACCGGCGACAAAGACAUUUGACUUUAUAGGGCAAUCAUCCUAUUGCCUGAUUUCAACAGCCUUAUCAUCUACCCAGAAUCUAAUGGUCAAUAUUUUACCUUGUCCCCAAAGCGAGCUUUUCAGCUUCGCGAACCAACUAUCAACAGCUCUAGCAGAAGACGGCACAGCAUCGACAAUCUCACCAACCUUCCCUGAUAACAUCUCGCCAUGUUUCAUCUACGCUGUCAUUGAUGAUGGCUCCACGUCUUUAAUCGAGUACAAGAGACUCAUCGGGAUCAAGAACAUUCUGUGGAUCAGCAUGAAGAUAGACGGCAUCGAACCUCGAGACAUGGGAGCGGUACAAAGAUUUGCACGCAGUGCUCGUAAAACCAACGACGCUAUCAAAAUUGUUACACUUGAUGUAAAGAUGAGAUUUCCAGAUCUUGCAGAUAUCUUGAAAGUUGUCAAGAGAAUUAUAAGAGUCUCGUUUCAAGAGGAUCGAGGCACGCGGACGGAACUUGAAUACGAGUAUAUUAAUGGCAAAGUACUUGUACUACAUGUAAAGCAUUCAGAAGUAGCUAGCAAGUAA